AAUAUUCUUCCCCCAUCUGACCAAGGAAGCAACAGCUGAGCAACAUGAGAUCAAGGAGCCUAUUAGUUUAAACAGGGCCUCAGAGUGGCAUUUGAGAGGGAGGACACCUCCUCUGGUGGUAGGCACUUGUCUUCCCAGAUGACUUCUGCGCACCGAGAGUGAAGUCUCUUACUAGAGAGUUCUGCAGUCAGUUUGAAUUCUGCAGAUUCCCGUUAUCUUCUGGAAAGAACCCUCUGCUGGUGGAGUGGCUCAGACUCCAGGAUGUCCUACAUGUGUGAAGAGACCGCGGUACUGAAAGGUCACGAUUGUGUCCUGAUUUACAAAUCCGAGACGGAGGGAGAUGAGAACCGCACUCCUGCCAGUAGCCUGAUCAGACUCACUACCAGCAUGCUGAAGGUGAAGAGGCUGGAGGGAAUCAGCUCGUGCCACAGCAGCAACCCCCUGGAGGAGGUGGCCUUCUUUCAGUGCAUGGAAGAGGUGGAGAAGGUGAAGUGCUUUCUGGAAGAAAAUUCUAGUGAUCUGGACCUGCAGUCGGGAGACAAUGAGGCUGAGGAAAAUGUGUGGUCCAACUCGGCACUGAAUGAAAGGACAAUUGCCAAAGGUGGAAGGACACCAGCGAUCACAGAGAGAUCUGACCAGGAAGACCAGUACUCUGCUGAGAAAGAAAAAGUUACUAAACUCAACAAGAAAAAUGCUGAGAAGACCAGCGCCUCUGAAGUUCAGAGGAGUCAUGCCAUAUGCCAUAUGGAAAGACAAGACAAGGCAAAUUUUAUUCCAAGGAAUUCCACAGAGCUAAGAGAGAAUGCAGGUGGAAAAGAUGGUCAAUGCAUCAGAAGUCUGGAGACACAAGAAAGCAACAUCCAGGGAGAUAAACAAGGCGCCGAGGAUAAAAAUGGAUGCCCAUUUUUCAAAGGAUGGGGAAACAGGCUUCCUUCUAAAGAAGGUACCAGAGGAAGAGAAGCCGAGAACAGAAUUUCAACAGCUGCAAGUGACACACUGCUGGACAAACGUUCAACUGAAAACCAGCUCGUUGAUGAACUGAAUGCUGGCCCGUCCCAUGAGAGGUGCAUCAGUAAUAUAAAGGCCAUUUCUACACCAGGAACCCAUGGAAAUUCAUCAUCAGGAUCCACCUUCCAAAACGCUGAACAGGCAGAGUCUACUGGCAGCAGUAAACGCAGAGUGGCAGAGGAGUGCUUCCUAAGUGAGGACAACAAAAAGAGCAGAAUAGAUGUAGUGAGUACAGGGGAAGAGCUCAUCACUAGGACAGAGGAAACCAGACAAGCCAGGAGCCUCGAUGAUAGAGCCCAGGAUGGAAUGACCACCUCGAAAGAGCAAGACCUGGUGGUCCCACUGGAUGAUGUCCCUGCUCCUGCGGCCCCAUUUGAUCAUCGGAUUGUAAUGGCCAAACACGCUGCAGUCGACAGUCUGUACACCGUGAGCAAAUCUGAGAUCUUAGGAGGGGGGCGUUUUGGCCAGGUUCACAAGUGUGAAGAGAAAGCAACAGGCCUGAAGCUGGCUGCUAAAAUCAUUAAGACUAGAGGUGUAAAGGACAAGGAGGAUGUGAAGAACGAGAUUAGCGUCAUGAACCAGCUGGACCACGUCAACCUCAUUCAGCUCUAUGAUGCCUUUGAGUCCAGGCAUGACAUCAUCCUUGUCAUGGAGUAUGUGGAGGGUGGAGAGCUGUUUGAUCGCAUCAUUGAUGAAAACUGCAACUUGACAGAACUAGACACCAUCCUGUUCAUGAAACAGAUCUGUGAGGGGAUACAGUACAUGCACCAGAUGUACAUCCUCCAUUUGGAUCUCAAGCCUGAGAACAUCCUGUGUGUGAAUCGGGAUGCUAAGCAAAUAAAAAUUAUUGAUUUUGGAUUGGCCAGAAGAUACAAGCCCAGAGAGAAGCUGAAGGUGAACUUUGGAACCCCAGAAUUUCUUGCCCCCGAAGUUGUGAACUACGAUUUUGUUUCUUUUUCUACAGAUAUGUGGAGUGUGGGCGUCAUCACAUACAUGCUACUCAGUGGCUUGUCCCCCUUUUUGGGCGAUAACGAUGCAGAGACGUUGACCAAUAUCCUGGCGUGCAGGUGGGAUUUGGAAGAUGAAGAAUUUCAGGACAUCUCAGAGGAGGCCAAGGAGUUCAUCUCUAAGCUCCUGAUUAAGGAGAAGAGUUGGAGAAUAAGUGCCAGUGAAGCCCUCAAGCACCCCUGGCUGUCCGACCGCCAGCUCCACGCCAGGCUGAGUGCACAGAAGAACUGCAACUCUGGUGCUCAGAAACUCACGACCAAAUAACUCACUGAAGGAGCCUGUUCAAAAGG
This is a messenger RNA of Acomys russatus (golden spiny mouse), 2306 nucleotides long. It is a transcript of the gene Mylk4, whose product is annotated as myosin light chain kinase family member 4. Gene Ontology annotation, molecular function: protein serine/threonine kinase activity; ATP binding. The record is from RefSeq and is a predicted model, not a curated record. Gene Ontology annotation, cellular component: cytoplasm; nucleus. Gene Ontology annotation, biological process: protein phosphorylation; intracellular signal transduction; positive regulation of apoptotic process. Lineage: Eukaryota; Metazoa; Chordata; Mammalia; Rodentia; Muridae. Bases 262 to 2280 code for a protein of 672 amino acids. The transcript has 14 exons.